This is a messenger RNA of Elgaria multicarinata webbii, 2704 nucleotides long. Its product is annotated as zinc finger protein 436-like. The record is from RefSeq and is a predicted model, not a curated record. The coding region runs from base 229 to 2259 and encodes 676 amino acids. The transcript has 6 exons. Gene Ontology annotation, biological process: regulation of transcription by RNA polymerase II. Lineage: Eukaryota; Metazoa; Chordata; Lepidosauria; Squamata; Anguidae. Gene Ontology annotation, molecular function: RNA polymerase II cis-regulatory region sequence-specific DNA binding; DNA-binding transcription factor activity, RNA polymerase II-specific. Gene Ontology annotation, cellular component: nucleus.
CCUUCUCUCGGGCGCCCGCCAGGCCAGGUGCUCAACGUUUCGGACAGGGAGUCCUUCAUCAAGAGCUGGAAAAAGUUAAUGAGCUGCCAAAAAGCUACUGGUUUCCAGAUUGCAGUCUGCAGUUUACAACACUGUAGUUUUCAGUGUUCUGUGCUGUAGUUACGUUUGUAUAUUUUAAAGAGCUGUGUUAAAUUAUCGUCGGAGGCUUCCUGGGAGCACAGAUCCGAGAUGGAUGAGGAAGACUCAGUUGGCCGCGAAGCAGGAAGAGGGCCUGGUACCACCACAACUGGAAGCAGUGGGGAAUUCUGGGAAGGAACAGUGCAGGGAAUCCUGGGAGAAGAGACGCCCUGCCCAGAGGUACGGAGCCGGCAUUUCCGGCAAUUCCACUACCAGGAGGCCGAGGGCCCCCGAGAGGUUUGCAGCCGACUCCACGAUCUCUGCCGCCAGUGGCUGAAACCAGAGAGGCACACGAAGAACCAGAUGCUGGAUCUGGUGAUCCUAGAGCAGUUCCUGGCCGUCCUGCCCUCGGAGAUCGGGAGCUGGGUGAGAGAAUGUGGAGCGGAGACCAGUUCCCAGGCGGUUGACCUGGCAGAAGGUUUCCUCCUCAGCCGGGCAGAGGACAAGAAGCAGGAAGAGGAGCAGGAGCAGGGCCUGCCUGCAGAAUUGAGCGCUGAUUUCUCUGGGGCAGAGAAGGCUCCACUCAGACGCAGUUCGGAGCGAAGAAGGAUCGUUCAGGAGGCUGACGGAGGAGCCCCCGUGCAGGGUGAAGUCAUGAUGCCGGCAGUCGGUACCCCAUCAUCUCUUUCUGGUGGCGAAGGGGGAACGGAGGCCAUGGGACCCAAUGAGGGUCUGGUGAGCUUUGAGGAGGUGGCUGUGUCGUUCACGGAGGAGGAGUGGGCGCUGCUGGAUCCGGACCAGAGAGCAAUGCAUCGCGAAGUCACCGAGGAGAUCUGUGGGAUUGUGACCUCUCUGGCGGCCGCACACUGGGUGGACCAUUUCAUCGAGCUGUCCACCACAACCCCAAGAUCUCUUUCUUGUUCGGUCACCGACAGCUCAGAUCUGAUGGACCAGGAGAGAAUAAAAACAGGAGCAAUGCACAAGAUGACCAGUAAACCCUUUGCUUUUCAUGGCCACAGUGAAACCCUAGUACAGGAAAACUUAGCUGAACAAACGGAAAUAAAUCAGUAUUCUGUGCAUAGGACAAGCUUUGAUUCUCAAUCAAGUCUUAAAAGCCAUUGUAAAACUCACACAGAUGACAACUCAUUAAAACGCUUGGAGUGUGGAAAGAGCUUCACUAGAAACACACACCUGACUUCUCAGCAGAGAAUUCUCACAGGGGAGAAACCAUAUGAAUGUGCAGACUGUGGAAAGAGCUUCAGUCAGAAGCCUAGCCUCACUUAUCAUCAAAGUAUUCACACAGGGGAGAAACUAUAUGAAUGUGCAGAGUGUGGAAAGAUCUUCAGUCAGAGUUCAAGCCUUACUUCCCAUCAAAGAAUUCACACAGGGGAAAAACCAUAUGAAUGUGCAGACUGUGGAAAGCGCUUCAUUCAGAAGAUACAACUCACUCGCCAUCAAAGAAUUCACACAGGGGAGAAACCAUAUGAAUGUGCAGACUGUGGAAAGCGCUUCAGUGAUAAGUCAUACCUCACUUCUCAUCAAAGAAUUCACACAGGGGAGAAACUAUAUGAAUGUGCAGAGUGUGGAAAGCGCUUCAGUCGGAGUUCAAGCCUUACUUCUCAUCAAAGAAUUCACACAGGGGAGAAGCCAUAUGAAUGUGCAGAGUGUGAAAAGUGCUUCAGUGAUAAGCUACACCUCACUCGUCAUCAAAGAAUUCACACAGGGGAGAAACCAUAUGAAUGUGCAGACUGUGGAAAGCACUUCAGUUGGAGACCAAACCUCACUUCUCAUCAAAGAAUUCACACGGGGGAGAAAGCAUAUGAAUGUGCAGACUGUGGAAAGCGCUUCAGUGAUAAGCUACACCUCACUCGUCAUCAAAGAAUUCACACAGGGGAAAAACCAUAUGAAUGUGCAGUGUGUGGAAAGCACUUCAGUGAUAAGAUACAACUCACUCGUCAUCAAAGAAUUCACACAGGGGAGAAACCAUAUGAAUGUGCAGAGUGUGGAAAACGCUUCAGUCACAUCUCAAGCCUCACUUAUCAUCAAAGUAUUCACGCAUGUGAAAAACCAUAUAGCUGUGUAGAGUAUGGACAGAGCUUCAGUCAGAGGUCAAGACCCACUUCAAUGAACAAAACCAUAUGAAUGUGCAGAGUGUGUAAAGAGCUUCCAUUGUAGCACAAGCCUCACUUCUCAUUAAAGAAUUCACAGAGGUGAGAAAUUAUACAGCUGUGCAGAGUGUGGAAAGCGCUUCAGUCAGAGCACAAACCUCACUUCUCAUCAAGAAUUCACACGGGGAGAAACCAUAUGAAGGUGCAGAGUGUGGAAAGUGCUUCAGUAAGAAGAUAAACCCCACUUAUUAAAGAAUUCACACAGGAGAAACCGUAUGAAUGUGCAGACUGUGGAAAGCACUUCAGUGAUAUGAUAAAAGUCACUCGCUAUCAAAGAAUUCACACGGGAAAAACUAUAUGAAUGUGCGGAUUGUGGAAAGAGCUUCACUAGAAGCACACACUUUUCAUCGAAGAAUUCACAGAGGUGAGAAACCAUAUGAAUGUGGAACCAAGGCAGGGUCUCCUUCGUGGGGUUUCCG